Fraxinus pennsylvanica is the source of this 894-nucleotide messenger RNA. Lineage: Eukaryota; Viridiplantae; Streptophyta; Magnoliopsida; Lamiales; Oleaceae. The record is from the annotation of a GenBank genome assembly.
AUGGCGCAUUCAUGCGUUUCCUCUUCUCUUAGAUGUCAUUCUUCCUCCCUUUCUCUCUCCACGCCAAGCCCUAGCUCCUCCGUUUCGUCCUCCUGCAAAAACCUCGCUCUGCCCUUCCAACCCAUUUGCGCUAGGAAAUUGAGAAAAUCGAAUCCCCAGGAAUCUUCAGUGAAGGCAGUCUAUUCUCCGGAGUUCUAUGCAUCGGAUUAUAGCUCACGCCAAGGAAUUUGGUCAAUUAGGGAUGAUUUACAAGUUCCUUCAUCGCCGUACGUCCCAGCAUAUGCGCAAGGGGGGCAAGGACCACCUCCGAUGGUUCAGGAACGGUUCAUGAGUGUUAUUAGCCAGCUUUUUCAGCAUAGAAUAAUACGAUGUGGCGGAGCAGUAGAUGACGACAUGGCCAACAUUAUUGUAGCUCAGUUACUCUAUCUUGAUGCUGUUAAUCCUACCAAGGAUAUAGUCAUGUAUGUGAACUCUCCAGGAGGAUCGGUCACUGCUGGUAUGGCCAUAUUUGAUACAAUGAGGCAUAUUCGACCUGAUGUUUCAACUGUAUGUGUUGGACUUGCGGCUAGCAUGGGGGCUUUUCUAUUGAGUGGCGGUACUAAAGGAAAGCGGUAUAGCCUUCCCAACUCAAGGAUAAUGAUCCAUCAGCCUCUUGGUGGAGCUCAAGGUGGACAGACUGACAUAGACAUUCAGGCAAAUGAAAUGUUGCAUCACAAAGCAAACUUAAAUGGUUACCUGGCGUACCACACUGGUCAAAGCUUGGAGAAGAUAAACCAAGACACUGAUCGUGACUUUUUCAUGAGUGCUAAAGAAGCGAAAGAAUAUGGGCUUAUAGACGGUGUCAUCUUGAAUCCACUCAAAGCUCUCCAGCCACUUACAGAUCAUCAACUGUAA